Quercus robur (English oak) is the source of this 862-nucleotide messenger RNA. Its product is annotated as 20 kDa chaperonin, chloroplastic-like. Gene Ontology annotation, molecular function: protein-folding chaperone binding; ATP binding; protein folding chaperone. The record is from RefSeq and is a predicted model, not a curated record. Gene Ontology annotation, cellular component: mitochondrial matrix; chloroplast. The coding region runs from base 342 to 605 and encodes 87 amino acids. The transcript has 3 exons. Lineage: Eukaryota; Viridiplantae; Streptophyta; Magnoliopsida; Fagales; Fagaceae.
UGUUUAUGGUCAAACGACAAUAUAUACACCAUAGCUGUGGAUUUACAUUUACUGAAAUUCUGAUACAGUUCAUGUUAUGCGUGUCUUUUCUAAAAAGGUAGCAUUUUGUUCCCAUUUCUGUAGUACACCGACAUUAAGCCUUUGGGUGAUAGAGUGUUGGUCAAGAUCAAAACAGCUGAGGAAAAGACGGAUGGUGAAAUUUUGGUCCCAAAAACUGCUCAAACUAAGCCUCAAGGAGGUGAGGUGGUUGCAACUAGAGAGGGUAAGACAGUUGGGAAGAGCAAAGUAGACAUUAGUGUGAAGGGACUAAGUUGGAGUUCAGUGGUUCAAAGCAUCUUAUUAUGAAGGAUGAUGAUAUAGUUGGUAUUCUUGAAACAGAUGAUGCCAAGGAACUUAAGCCCCUGAAUGAUAGAGUUUUAAUCAAGGUGAUUGCGGUUGGGCCUGGUCCUCUGGAUGAAGAAGGCUACAAGAAACCAUUAUCCCUUGCCCCAGGGAGCAUAGUCAUGUACUCCAAUUAUUCUGGGAUUGACUUUAAGGGCAAAGACGGUUACGAUUACAUUGCUUUGAGGGUUUCAGAUGUUAUGGCUGUUCUAGUUGUCAAAUAAAUGCUCUUAGUAUGUACCUCCAAAAUUUUCUGCAGAAGUGCCUCAAGACAUGGAUUUUGAAUAUAGUUGCACUUUUAUCUUUGGAGUAUGCUGAUUGCAGCUUUGUGUCAGAUUCUAGUAUUUUCAGUUCUCUGCAUAGUUAACAAUUAAUACUAGUUCAUUGAAACAUCCCAAGUUCAUUUGAUAAUGAAUGGGUGUAUUCUGUAUUGUAUUAAAAUCUUCAUUUUAAAUGGAUCCAUUUCAUUGUUUAGAUUAAA